GACAUCUCCUAUGCGCAGCUAUGCGCGUGUUCAUCGAUAGCAUCCGGGUCAACCAAGCAUUAGACGAAGAUGGCUAAGUCGGGGCGUCGCAUGUCUUGUGCGGCUCUGUGGUGUUCUAACACCGGGAUUUCCAGUUCUGCAAAGUAUUUCAGAUUUCCCAAUGACAACAGUGUGAUGUCGCCGCAGCUCAACGAGCCUGCUGCAGCUCCCAAGUCCAGUUCUGUGCGAUCAGGCGGUGCUCGAAGAGUGAUCGCUAGCCUUCGAGUAGCACAGGUACGUUGGCACGUCGGUUGCAAACUGUCAGUACAGCCAACGGCCACAGCCAACAGAGUCGCUGGGGGAGCGCAUAUCCACUUCCCGUUUUUUUUUCUUUCCUUCAGGGACCACCGCCUCAACUUUUGCAAACAGCAGCUCGGCGAAACUCUAGGAUCCAGUCGCCGAGCCGACAAGCCGACCAAACUGCUGCCGCGGAGCAAUGCAGCCCGAGAAAGGUAAGCAGCUGUCCCAUCGGCACAAUGGGGUGCAAAAUAAUAAUAAUAAUAAUAAUAAUAAUAAUAAUAAUAAUAAUAAUAAUAAUAAUAAUAAUAAAGAAAUAAAGAAACGAUAAGCGACUUAAGUCUUCAAGUCAAGCGAGCGUCUUUCGUGGCGGUAUCGCGUCCGUGCGCUUUCGCAACCUGGCGCGCUUCUUCGGCGCU
Molecule: messenger RNA, 695 nt
Organism: Dermacentor andersoni
Lineage: Eukaryota; Metazoa; Arthropoda; Arachnida; Ixodida; Ixodidae
Source: RefSeq, a predicted model, not a curated record